UCCAUGUCGAGACACCGGCGGAGACCAAUCACUGCGCGUGCGAUGUGCGUGCGUGCGACAGGUGGCGGGCGCGGGCGGUGGCGGUGCGGCGUGCUGUGCGGCGCCGUGCUGGCGUUGAUGACGCUAGUGGCGGGUGCGGCCGCCGGCGACGCUGGCAAACGGGCCGAGAGCGAGUACAUGUCACCGAUGCCAUUCGUGUUAGGCUCGCGGUACGGGCGCUCCCAGCCUCGCUUGAUGAGUCCUAGGAAUGACAGGUUCUUCAUGGGCAGUAGAUACGGCAAGCGGUCGGAGCCAUGGGGCGGGGGCGGGACCUCGGGCGCGGGAGGGGGCGCGGGCGCGGGAGGGGGCGGUUGGCCCGCGCGCGCGGCUCACCCGCUGGCGUGUCAACCGCUCGGGGACAGCGGCCUGUACCGGUGCGCCCCUGCAGUAACCUCUGUCGCUGCCCCCGGCGUUGUCGCCACCGCCAACUACCACUAUAACAACAGGAGAUCGGAGGAGAGCCGCGAGUUAGGAGAGGAAGAAUGAGAGUCACACCUCUCUCUUCACCCGCGACCGACCGCUGUGAUCUUCCGCUAGUCAUGUUUCAUGGCAACCGGCAGAUGGUCAAACAAACAUAAAUAUAUGAAAAUAAAAAAAUAUUUUACAACAAUAAAAAGAGAGAGAGAGAGAGAGAGAGAGAGAACCAUUUUAUUGACCAAUAAAACACAAACAUAUAAUUAUAAACUGCUAAAAUAAAAAAAACAUAUAUAAAAAGUAAACAUUACACACAUUUAUAAAGCUAACAGCCAUCAUAUUGGUCAAUCAGGACCCUGUCUCAGCAUAAUGCUGCCGUGACAUGUAACUAAACGUGUCACGACAACGCUGGUAUUCUGGCAGGGCCUGUAUUAAAAUAAAACAAUAAUUCACAACAUCAUCACUUAAAUGAUAACUCGCCGCAAGUGAGAAUUUGAACAUUGAGACUUAUGCCGGCAUUAUUCUCUAAAUUUAAAACUGAAUUUGACAGCAGUCUAUCCUUUUUAAUCUCUACAGAGCAUGAUGUGAGCAUUCUUAUUGUCAAAUCAUACCAGAAUUAGUCCCAUCAUGUUAUAACAAUACAUCACUUAUAGGAGAGAGAACGCAUCGUAGGAGAGAUUAUUAAGUUUGUAAAAAUUCUCUUGGCUUUCAGUUUCAUUAGUUCUGAUUCGGUAUAAAAAAAUGUACUGUCUUAUUAAAUAACUAAGCUGACAGCAGUACUCAAAAAAGUCAAACUAAUUUAAUGCUUCGUUGCUUAAAAGUUGUCCGUUUCCUUUCAUUUUGACUUCUUUGAGUGUGGCUGUCAGAAUAUUAAUUUUGAGAGUUCGACUAAAUAUACUCAUCAAGAAAGUCCAAGCAUCAUGUUGUAGAGGUUUUGACGUUUGAACCACUUUUACUAGUAAUAGUUAAACUAAUCUGAUAAAGAUAUAAUGAUAAAGAUAUAACUGUAAAACAGUAAAAGUUUAUAUUUUUAAUAUCCACCAAAUAUAUUUUCGAGAACUUUAUACAAAUAUUGUAUACCAAUCCACUUUACUAAGAAAACAAAUUAAACAUCAAUAAUUAAUAACAAAACAUACAGUUUUUUUAUGUGUGUACUUUUCCGUAUAUUCGACUAAAAUAUUAAAGUGUAGGUUUUGAAACUUUUUAAUAAUAUCGCCAUCUGCCGGUCGCCUCUCCACUUUGUUUGUUUGUAUCUCUAGAAGGUGACGGGACGCACUAGACAGGAGUUAGGAUAAGUUAUUUUAAGGAAUUUAAAUAAAUUGCUCUCUUAGACGCUCAAAAUUGGUCAAAUCACUUUAAUAAACAUAUAUUUUGAAAGAGUUAAUUAAUUAAAUAAAUAAAUAUUUGGAAUAUGUUUAGCUGUCAUAAAUAGAAGAAAAAGAUUGUAAUUCAAAAAUAUGCUUCCCUUCUUCUCUCUUAAUUAUGAUGACAUUAUUUGUAUUCGGAGGGAGAGAUAGUUUUUCAUUUCAUCUAUCUCCCUUAUAUACCUCUCCCUCUCCUGAUACUAGCAUUCAAUGAGCGGAUAAGAGAGGAAUAGCGCUUUUCGGCUAGCGCAGGCUGGGAGCUAGCCGUAGUGCGCACUCGCCGAUUCACAUGCGACUCCAAACAUUUUAAGACUUAAUAUAAUAAAUAUGUUGGACUAUCUCAAUCUGUAUUCAAGACUAUAGUUUGAUUGCAGUCCGAAGUCUGUAUUGUUCAAAACAGCAACUCCUCAGAUUAAAGGAAACUGUCAAAAUUCUCAAAUCAAUUUAUUAUAUUAACCUAGAAGGCUAGGCUGAAGUUGUGUUUUAAUAUUUUUUGGUAACAUGACGUGCCAUUGUCCAUAGAUAUAAUUAUGAAAUGAGUUACCAAGAUUCAUAUUUUGAUAUUGACUGCUAGUUAAAAUAAAACAAUCAAAUUUUACAGAGCAAAGAAAGUUCUUAGGAACAGUAAAUUCUCUCCUUAUCCUGAUACUUACAAUUGUAUCUAGUAAAACUAAAAAAAAAUAUGUAAAUAACAUUGCCGUCUUUAGACGCGGUGCUUGCUUUAAAAGCUUUUAAAAUAGACUAAAUGAAUAAUGUUCGUAGAUUUUCUUGAUAGUUUUUUUUUUGUGUGAUAUUGCAUGUUUGUCGGCGAUCUGUAAUACUUAUUUAUAAGUUAGUUGUAUUAUAAUGUUAACAUUGUUGAAUAUAAACGCCACUACGUAAAAUAAAAUGGAACUGAA
Molecule: messenger RNA, 2716 nt
Organism: Chilo suppressalis (striped riceborer)
Lineage: Eukaryota; Metazoa; Arthropoda; Insecta; Lepidoptera; Crambidae
Source: the annotation of a GenBank genome assembly